This is a messenger RNA of Mastomys coucha (southern multimammate mouse), 5043 nucleotides long. It is a transcript of the gene Rassf2, whose product is annotated as Ras association domain family member 2. The record is from RefSeq and is a predicted model, not a curated record. Lineage: Eukaryota; Metazoa; Chordata; Mammalia; Rodentia; Muridae. Gene Ontology annotation, cellular component: cytoplasm; nucleus. The transcript has 11 exons. Bases 451 to 1431 code for a protein of 326 amino acids. Gene Ontology annotation, biological process: signal transduction; positive regulation of protein kinase activity; positive regulation of JNK cascade.
CCCGGGGCGAAGACUCAAGUCGCCGGCCAGUGGCAAGCCCAGACCCCCUUUGGGUUUCAGAGUUUAAGAGAGCGCGGUGCUCUGUGCACUUCCCCCUCCCGGGUUUCUGGUCCCUUCCGGAGCUGGUGCCUGAGGUCGCUGGAGGCCAAGCUAGGCAGGUGCUUUCAAAAGACGGCCUGGCCAUUCCUGUAUAUAAGAGUGCUUACUCUGCACCCAGCCUUAUCUCCGAGUGCGCCCCGGGAGGCAGCAGAAUGGUGGUGUCCCGGCAGGGACAGAUCUGGACUAGACACUGGACAGAUAGCCACUGUGUUUCAGCGACAAGCUCAGCACGAGGCUUCUCAACGCUGCGCGCGCUUUAGUCCCAAGGGUCUGGAAACCAGGGCGUUAGGAACGAUUCUUCCUGAGAACAGAGGCCAGGGCCUCUCCUUCUGAUGAAAAGAGGAGCGAAGGAUGGACUACACUCACCAAACCGCCCUAAUCCCAUGCGGCCAAGACAAGUACAUGCCCAAGAGUGAACUUCUCCUACACCUGAAGACCUACAACUUGUACUAUGAAGGCCAAAACCUGCAACUCCGACACCGAGAGGAAGAAGACGAGUUCAUUGUGGAGGGGUUGCUGAACAUCUCCUGGGGGCUGCGCAGGCCCAUUCGGCUGCAGAUGCAGGAUGACCACGAACGCAUCCGUCCCCCUCCAUCCUCCUCCUCCUGGCACUCUGGCUGUAACCUGGGCGCACAGGGCACCACACUGAAGCCCCUCACCAUGCCCACUGUUCAGAUCUCAGAAGUGGAUAUGCCUGUUGAAAGCAUGGAGACACACAGCCCGACAGAUUCCAGAGGCCUGAAGCCUGUGCAGGAGGACACCCCACAGUUGAUGCGCACACGCAGUGAUGUUGGGGUGCGUCGCCGGGGCAAUGUGAGGACAUCCAGUGAUCAGCGGCGAAUCAGACGCCAUCGUUUCUCCAUCAAUGGCCAUUUCUACAACCACAAGACAUCAGUGUUCACACCAGCCUAUGGCUCUGUCACCAACGUCCGCAUCAACAGCACCAUGACUACUCCGCAGGUCCUGAAGCUACUGCUCAACAAGUUUAAGAUUGAGAAUUCGGCAGAGGAGUUUGCGCUGUACGUGGUCCACACCAGUGGUGAAAAGCAGAAGCUGAAGAACUCCGACUACCCUCUGAUCGCCCGCAUCCUCCAGGGACCAUGUGAACAGAUCUCCAAAGUUUUCCUGAUGGAGAAGGACCAGGUGGAGGAGGUCACCUAUGACGUGGCCCAGUAUAUAAAGUUUGAGAUGCCAGUCCUUAAAAGCUUCAUCCAGAAACUCCAGGAGGAGGAGGACCGGGAGGUGGAGAAGCUGAUGCGCAAGUACACCGUGCUCCGGCUAAUGAUUCGGCAAAGGCUAGAGGAGAUAGCCGAGACCCCUGAGACUAUCUGAGCCACGGGAAUGAAGGCAAUUCAGAUACUCCAGGGGCUGAGGCUGACCUGAGAAGACCCAUGGGAAGCUAGGCAUCCUUCCACAGAAACCUUGUCACAUGAACCUUGCAGCUCUCCAAAAGGCGGCACUGUUCCCUACAGUAGGACACAGAAGCAGCAGACAGCUCCCCGCCUCAGGACCCCUGCUCUUCUUUGUUUCAUUCUCAAGGACUUUCAUUCUAAGGAGGACCCACAAUGUGUGUGCUCACCCGAAUGUGUGUAUGUGUGUGUGUGCACACGUGCGCAUGCGUGCACGCAUACGCAAGUGUGCAUAUACGUACUUACCAUGUCCACGUGCUUUCCUGAUGUGAAAUUCCCAGCAGCCAGCAGGUGCUGCAAGGCUGCACAUGUGCUGCUCCUGUGCAGGAGGAACAGGGGAGUGACGGAGGCUUUGGGCCUCUUCCAGUGCCAACGACAGCCACACGGAUCUGUCAUGUUUGAUGGGGAAGAGGAGGCUGCAGGCUCACCAUUUGGAAUGUCUGAAGGUUUACAGCUGAGUUUCUUCUCAUUUGCCAAGAAGUAUGGGUGAUCGUGAGGUCCUUGGGAACUAGUCAAGUGGUGGCCUCAUGCCCUUGAGGCAAGUCCAAUGAAGUGGAAAAGCAAGAUUACCUUGGGGUGGAUGCAAUGAGUCUGAGUUUUUUUGCACUGGAAAGGUUAUCAUUGUAGAAAGCACAAUUAAUGUCCCCAUCCUAUGUGGAUGCCUGGAAAGAAUGGAUUCUGCCUUUGUUCUUGGCUUUGUGGAUGCUUCUGGGUGUUUCCGCUCUCCAACUGCCACUUCAAGUCACUCUGACCUGCUCAUGCACCCAGGACAGGUGCGUGCUGGGAUAAAUGACACUCAAAAGUUUUUAAGCACUCAUAGACUGAAGGGAAGGUUCUAGGCCACCCGCUGAGAUGACAGGCACCUAGCCCACCAUCAUCACAUCAGUGAGAGUAUCCCCCACACGGAGUUGGAGCGUUGUGUUUGAAGUUGCCUCGUUUUGUUUCUGGCCUUCGCACACUUGCGAGCCCCUUUACCUUAUACACGGAGUUGGUUUCCAAGAAUGGAGGCCUGUCUUGUUGCUCACUCAACACAGGGAGUAGGGAAGCUCUUUGGGGAGUUCCAUGAGUGUGGGCAGAGAGGACAGUGCUUGCUUAGCCUUUGAGAGGCCAUGCUUCUGAUUUUUAGAGCCAGCCUCAUUAGUAGAAAGGGCAGGGGUGAUCCUGUAAGCCCUCCAAUCGGGAUGCUGUCAUUCAUGUAGCUGGUCACCUGUGUGGCUUGUACUAUUUGAGGUUGGACAGAUGGGUGGGAUUUCUGCUGGUUUAUGAAACUCAGCCAAGUAAGAUGAGCAGCCCGCAACUUAGGCAUCUCUGAGUCUUGCUACAACAGGGUGCUCUUGGCCUACCUGCUCUCACGAAAGCUCUCGAAGCCUAGCAGCUGAGGGGCCCUGACCGGUGUGCCUUUUAAGGAAGGCGGACCUCUGCAGCAGACCUGUUCCUAUGUAGGAAAGUUACUGUCCUCCACCCUCCUCAAAAAGCUCACAGCAUUGGUCUCAUUGUGGGCUUUCAAACAGAUGGCUUAUGGCCGGCCAUUUUGCUGGGUAUCAUUUAGCAGCCUUGCUCUUCUUCCGGGGCAGCACAAUCUAUCCCAUGAGCAGUGGGAUGGAAACCCAGUGGGUCUGAGUCUUUAUCUUAGACUCCAAAGACAGCAAAGCACAGAACUGGGGGUUGGGGAAUGUAGCUUUCUUUAUGAGCGUAUACUUUAAUAAAACCCUGAACUCAGUGGGCAGCUGGGGUGGGGGUUCCUUUAUUACAAAGAACAGCUUUGUGAAUGCAAAUAUUUGAGGAAAUUUGAUUUGGAUAAUUUCUCUUCCCGUUAUCCUUACCCUGAAUGUUCAGAGCCUAUGUUGAUCCACAAUUUUCCCUCGGGAGCUUGGGGGCUUUCCACGGAGCACACUAACUGGGAAGUUAUUUCUGACUAAUGAAAGCUCAUUGUGAUAGUGUCAAUAUGUGACUGCUUCUGGGCAUCAGGUUGCCAGGUUCUCCAAGAUGGUGGUGCCAAGAGAGAUGGCUUUUAAAGAACGGGGUUCAGAAAGGGAGCUGGGGUACAUGUUCACUUAUGCAUUUUGGCACAUUCCCUAGAGAUCAUUUCUCAUCUCCAAAGAACUGAUCGGGAGUUUUAGGAAAUUGGCUGGGGAUGAGAUUCAGUGGUAGAGCAUUUUCUUAGUGUGUGUGAAAAGCCGACUUCAAUCUCUAGUAACACACACACACACGCGCACACACACACAUGUAAAAAGAGAAAGGAAGGAAGAAAGCUGUCCAGCAGCAGCUGUGGUGUAUGUAGUCCAGUGCAGGGGGAUUACUUACAAUGUUGGGGCCUGGUUCCGGACACCUGCACCCAACACCACGCUGCCUGGUGAACUUUGGAAACCUUUGACAUAGCCGCAGCAGAACAGACCUCUACAGCAGCGACUGAAUUUUCUCACUGGUCUCACUUCGCAGCUUUGAACUCCAAGAUGGAUUAGUGUGGGCUUAUGUAAUUGGGUGCAGUGGGCCUGAAAUCCUGAGGAAUAAUAGACCAACACAUAAGGCGGUGGUGGUGGGGGCUAAUCCAACAUGUGAAAAGUGGUUUGGCUGCAUCUGGACUCUUCCCCCUCCCCCCGCCCCCCAACAAGGGCUUAUGUUACAAGGUGGCCAAGUGACCAGAACACCAGCCUCCUUCUGAGUGAGGUGGUGAGAUCAAGCACAGGUUUACUUUCUCGGUGACGAUGUUAGCGGGGAGGUGAUGUCCCACAGUGGGUAGGGGUGUUAGUUGGAAAUGGGCCCAAAGCACAAACACCAGCCAUGCCUGUGCUACUGGUGAAGGGCACACUGCUAACACACUGGACAAUGCAGCUUAGACCCGAGGCUGGGGAGAAACGGCCUCUGCAGGACAGUGCUGCAGCCCAAGACCGAGAUGUUGGUCUGGGACAGGCUGGUGGUUUGGGAAGAAAUAUUUGCAACCUUCUCCUUUUCUAAAUAUUUCCAGAAACUUCCAGAUAAAGAAAUUUUAUCCGUGCCAUAUGAUGGUCCUCCAAGAUCUGCAAAAACAUCUUGGCAAGGAUUGCAUUUUGUGGUUCUGAGUGUGUUCUUGAUGUCAGAAGGGUAGAUGAGGAAACUGGCCAAGCAGGGCAAGAAGCAUUCAAGAAAUGCCGGCGCUUCAAAAUGACAGAAGCAGGAAAGCCUCAAAUCAAAACCCAAAUUCUAUUUGAAGCUUUGUAGCAUGGAGAACUUGGGGUUAGGGAUACAUUUCCAAGAAAGAAAUAAGUCCAGUGACCAAAGGAGUUUUCAUGUCCCCCAGGAGUAAGCUUUGCCCUGGUGAGGGUGGAGGCAGGAGGAUGCCGUCUUUCACUCUCACAGCACUGCCAGUUUUAAACCUUCUUACCUUAGGUUGUUUUCUGUAAAGCCUGGCUUCCACCAGAUGAAAGAGCUUCUACAAACCUGAUGUGACAUCCCUUCCUUCAGAUGUAAUUGAAGGUGCUCGCCAUAUCUUGGGGUACACCUCCCUCCCUUCCUCCUACUCUCAUUAAACUGAGCACAGAAGUGCUUAAGCUGUGAA